AUGUUCCAGCAACAGGCAGCCCUCCUGGAGGACACCAAGUGCGCCAAGGUCGCCGAGGCGUGUCCCGAAGGUUCCACUUCGCUUCUCGUGAAGAGGAAGUGGUUCGACCCUCGCGGAGGCUGCGCGAUCGGGUCCUGUGUUCACCUGGAGACCGGUGACGGGGGAGCAGGAGGAGCACCAGACACAGCGAGCACUGCGGCUCAGGCUGAGGGGAGCGAUGACGAAAACACAGGAACGCCCGAAGCACCCGGGGACGACGUUGCGAUGAAGGCCAUCGCCGAGAAGCUUGCCGCACUCUCGCAGCAGCACCCCGUGGGUUCCGUCAAGAAGGCCCUCGCAACCAUGCGCGAACAGCAGGCGAAGGCAACUGAACGACGAGGAACGUCGAGAUCGGAGUUUUGUGCAUCGUCAUCAUACGUAUCCCUCCGAAGAGUGCGUGUUUUUCAAUAA
Molecule: messenger RNA, 450 nt
Organism: Ectocarpus siliculosus
Lineage: Eukaryota; Phaeophyceae; Ectocarpales; Ectocarpaceae
Source: the annotation of a GenBank genome assembly